Megalops cyprinoides (Indo-Pacific tarpon) is the source of this 4263-nucleotide messenger RNA. RefSeq names its product F-box only protein 10-like. The record is from RefSeq and is a predicted model, not a curated record. The transcript is spliced from 11 exons. Gene Ontology annotation, molecular function: protein binding. Lineage: Eukaryota; Metazoa; Chordata; Actinopteri; Elopiformes; Megalopidae. The coding region runs from base 749 to 3760 and encodes 1003 amino acids. Gene Ontology annotation, biological process: ubiquitin-dependent protein catabolic process; regulation of apoptotic process; protein ubiquitination.
GCGGGCGAGCAGUAGCUCGCAUUUUUUGUUCCGUUGACUGGAUUUAUAUGUUCCUUUAAAUGAUCUGUGCUGUUGCCAGGAGCUUAGCCCGGAAGACAGAGAAAGGGAAAAAGGAAAUGGGCUAGUUUAAACUGACGUUGACGCAACUGCAUAUGCGAGCUGUACAAAACAAGGACACGUUUACGCUUUAUGACUGUCGGCGUCUUUAAAAAAAACUAGGGAGCGAACACAGCAAGCUUCAGAAGGUUUCAGAUAGCGGCAUGAAAAACGCGAUGAUGAAUUCAAACGAUAGGCUGUGCUGGACUACAACAACAGGAUCAGCGACGACAUCUACCGACACCAAAAACAAUAAAAGCAGCACCAUCACCACCAACUGGGGCAGAUGCCGUAACAGCAAUGUCAAGAGUUUCAACGUUUGAAAAAAAUAUAAGGAUGCUGCUGACAUGCAGUUUUCCCUUUACAUCACAGAACAGAACAUGAUAAUGAAACUCCUACCAUCUUUUGUAAGUAACUGACCGGUUCAACUAACCUGGACAGUCAACCCAAGCACGCGUGUAUUGGGUUCCACGCUUCUGCUGAAGAGGAGGGGACGCCGAAACGGCAGGGAUCAGCCUUGUGUUCACAUUCUGAAGGCUUUUAUUGGUGACCUGGCGGUGUUAAAUGGUCGAAACCCAAGGAAGGGAAGGAGUCGGGCAAAAAUGAGCUGGCCUUUGGCAGUCUGAUAAGUGUCUGGGCUAGGACAGGGGUGAUGGAGGUGGCCGGCUUGCCGGUGGAGGUGUGGCGAGUGAUCCUGGCCUACCUGCCCCUGCCGGACCUGGGCCGCUGCAGCCUGGUUUGCCGGGCCUGGAAGGAGCUCAUCCUCAGCCUGGACAAGACCCGCUGGCGCCAGCUCUGCCUGGGCUGCCCCGAGUGCCGGCACCCCAACUGGCCCAACCGGCCGCACCUGGAGCCGCCGUCCUGGAGGGAGGCCCUGCGGCAGCAGGCCCUGGCCAGCCGCACCUGGACCCGCAACGGGCCCGAGCCGGACGCCACCGCCUGCCUCUACCUGUUCCGCCGCAAGAAGGACCGCCGGACGUGGCACGUGGGCUCCGGGCUGGAGCACGAGACCCUGCGGGCGGCACUGGCGGCAGCGGGGGCCUACGACCGGGUGGUGCUGCACCCGGGGGUGUACGAGGAGCAGACGGAGGUGGUGCUGAAGGCGCCGGUGGAGAUCGUGGGCAAGGGGAGGCUCGGGGAGGUGGCGCUGCUGGUCAGCAUCGAUCAGCAGUGCCCCACCGCCAGGCUCUGCAACCUGGUCUUCAUGCCCGCCUGGUUCUCCCCUGUGGUCUACAAGACGUCAUCGGGCCAUGUUCAGCUGGACAACUGUAACCUGGAGGGGGGCCAGCUGCAGGUGCGUGGCCCUGGGACCUGCCAGGCCCGCUACUGCUCCUUCGGCCAGACCAGCGGAGCCCACUUCCAGGGCGUGGCCCUCAGCCUGCUGGAGAGCUGCGACUUCUCGGGCAGCGACUCCGCCUCCGUCACCGUGGAGGGCCCGCCCGUCUCCGACCGCAACUGGGCCUGCAAGCACCUGGCCGCCCUGGCCAAGUCCCCCGCCGCGGCCGCCUGCGCGGGGGCGGGGCCCGCCGCCUCGACCUCCCACACCGGGACACAGGGGAGAGGGGACCGGCCCGCCGGUGCCCCGCCCCACGGUGCAUCCGUGACUCUGGAGGCCCUGUGGCGGAAGGAGGGGCAGUGGGGGGCGGGGAGGUGGGUGGGAAGAGGCCGGGAGGAAGACUAUGGGGAGGGCACCGUGAUCGGGGACGGGUGCAGCGAGAGCGAAGAAGAGGAGGAAGAGGAUGAGGAAGGGGAGGGAGACGGGGAGGAGGGACCGGAUGCUCCCCGUGUAACCGCCCAGAAGCUCUCCUACAGCCACCACGGCCUCUCUCACCUCCUGGAGCCGCCCCAUAGCUCCGCCUCGCCGGGGCCCCCUGGUGGGCUUCCCGAGCUGCGCACCCUGCAGCAGGAGCUCCAGCGGGACCGGGACGCCCAGGCUCUGGCCGGGUCGGUCCAGGGCUGCCUGCUGCGCCGCUGCCUCUUCCGGGACGGCAAAGGCGGUGUGCUGGUGUGUAACCACGGCCAGGCCCGUCUGGAGUGCAACGUGUUCCGCGGCCUGACCUACGCCGUGCGCUGUAUCCAGAACGCCAAGAUCGUCAUGCUGCGGAACGAGGUGUGCGGUUGCCGGGCGUCGGGCGUGUUCCUGCGCCUCUCCGCCCAGGGACUCAUCGCCGAGAACAACAUCCACUCCAACGCGGAGGCGGGGCUGGAUAUCCGCAAGGGAGCCAAUCCCAUCAUCCUGUGUAACAGAAUACACAGCGGUUUGCGUUCCGGAAUCGUCGUCCUGGGAAACGGGAAGGGUUCCAUCCGCAGCAACCAGAUCUAUGGAAACAAGGAGGCGGGCAUCUACAUCCUGUAUAAUGGGAAUCCAGUGGUGAGUGGGAAUCACAUUUUCCAGGGCCAGGCAGCUGGAAUCGCAGUGAAUGAGAAUGGGAGGGGCCUAAUCGUUGACAAUGUAAUCCGGGAGAACCAAUGGGGUGGCAUUGACAUCAGGAGGGGUGGAGACCCCGUUCUGAGGAACAACUUCAUUUGCCACGGCUACUCUGACGGAGUGGUGGUGGGGGAGAGGGGGCGGGGCAUCAUCGAGGGCAACCACAUCUACUGCAACAGGGGCUGCGGCGUGUGGGUCAUGUCCUCCAGCCUCCCCCAGCUCUCGGGGAACCGCAUCACGCACAACCGCAUCUACGGCGUGGCCGUCUUCUGCCGCAAGGACGCCGAGGGCGGCGGCCGCGGGGACGGAUACCUGUCAGGCCAGGGGGGCGGGGGAGGGGGAGGGGGAGGGGGAGGGGGAGGGGGAGGGGCAGGGGGAGGAGGAGGAGGAGGAGGAGGAGGAGGAGGAGGAGGGAAUGAAAACUUUAACGAAGAAGGCGAGCUGCUGGCGUGGGAGAGCGACCUGGACAGCGAGGACGAGCGCUUCUCGUCCCGGCGCCCGGUCAGCGUGGCGCUCGUGGAGGGCAACUGCAUCAGCCACAACGGAGCAGUGGGACUGUAUGUGAAGAGCAGCGAGGCCCUGAACGCGGUGGGCAACGCGGUGCAUAGCAACGGAGGCGCGGGAGUGGCCCUGCUCCAGAGCGCCCAGCUCUCCCGCCUGGUCGCCAACUGCGUCCGCGGCAACGCCCGUGCGGGGGUCACCGUGGCGCCCGGCUGCCGCGUGGAGCUCCGCGGCAACGGCGUCUACGACAAUGGCGGGCCCGGCGUCAGCUCCCGCGGCGACGGGCAGAUUGUGGAGAACGACGUGGUGGGGAACCGGGGCUGCGGGAUACGGGUGGCGGAGUCUGCCGACGUCAAGGUUCUGAGGAAUCGGGUUCAGUCUGCGCGAGGCUGCGGCAUCGCGGUGCUGGAGCAGGUGAAGGGCGUGGUGCAGGAGAACCUGGUGUUCCAGGCCUGGGCCAGCAGCACCAAGCCCCUGCUCCACCGAGACCCUGCCAACAGCACCUGUCUUCUGCUCAACAACACCCUGCUGGCCUGUGGCAGGAGAAGUGCUGGGCAGACUGACGUCCCCUGGGCCUUGGAGAACCCCCCACCACGUCCCCAGCUGGAAGGCCAGACCAGCUCCGCCCCCUCUGGCCCCCCUGCCCAACGUGGAAUCGCCAUCGCAGCCAGGAUCACUGCCAGGGUGGAGAGCGGCUGCCACAACACCGGCAGCAUCUUCUGUACAAUCCUUUGAGUCCGGCUGCUCGCCCUGUCCCCACUACAUAGUGGGCCCAUGCACUGGACCUGGACAAUGCUGGCGGUGCUACGCCAUGUGGAUUUGGAAAUGGCUCCACGCACCAACAGCGUGGAGCUGACCUAAUCCAUCCUCUGAGCACUUUAGCUCCAAUCCUCGUGAAGUUCUGGAACAAAUCUGAACCUGCAGAACAGCAAGGGAGAGUUUUGGGGGGAGGGACUGUGGCCUGUCUGUGUCGGUGCCGAAUCAGACCAGGGAAACCCCCUUUUUCCGCUCUGAUUCCUUGAACUAAUGUAGGGAUCUGGCCAGGGUGCCAGAAGUGCCUGUCUCUGUGUGCCUCCCAGCACUAGCACAGUGCCAUCACAGCUCAUCCUCCUCACUGCCUACAGUGCACUUCUGUGAGCCUGCCUUCAAAAUUCACAGAGAAUUUCUUUGAACAAUAUCACACCUACAGUAAGUACUUUAAACCACUGAUGCAGCUGGCAGGAGUUAGCUGGAAGGAC